AGGCAGUAGCCCCUACAGAGGAGGCAGCGUUUAGAAGGGUUUCCCCCGGGAGGGACAGGGCUGCCCACCCAGCUCUCACUGAAUGCCCCAGGACACAGGAUGGAGACCUGCCUGAAAGUCCUGCUGCUCGUCGGGGUGGUCACAGCAGCCCCCGCGCCCUCAUCGUCCCCUCUGCCAACCCACGAGGCUGCGGUUUUAGCUGCAGUUGAGAUCUACAACCAAGAGCCAGGCACAACACUGGCCUAUCGGCUCCUGGAAGCUGAGCCGCAGCCAGACUGGGACGUGUCUUCAAAAACUAUCCAAUCGCUGACAUUCACUGCGAAAGAGACAGUGUGCCUGGUAUCAGAGAAACGCGACCCCAACCAGUGUGAAUUCAAAGAAGACGGGCUGGUCAAAGACUGCUCUGGCUUCUUCUCCACUGAACAGGACCCCCCUUCCAUCAUUAUCAAAUGUGAGGAGGCGUCUGAGGAGCCUAAUGUCGUCACACGGGCAUGGGCGGCAGGGCACAGGAUGGAGACCUGCCUGAAAGUCCUGCUGCUCGUCGGGGUGGUCACAGCAGCCCCCGCGCCCUCAUCGUCCCCUCUGCCAACCCACGAGGAUGCAGUUUUAGCUGCAGUUCAGAUCUACAACCUAGAGCCAGGCACAACACUGGCCUAUCGGCUCCUGGAAGCUGAUCCUUAG
Messenger RNA from Mauremys reevesii (Reeves's turtle), 681 nucleotides. Its product is annotated as cathelicidin-related peptide Oh-Cath-like. The transcript is spliced from 5 exons. Lineage: Eukaryota; Metazoa; Chordata; Testudines; Geoemydidae. Gene Ontology annotation, biological process: antimicrobial humoral immune response mediated by antimicrobial peptide; defense response to Gram-positive bacterium; defense response to Gram-negative bacterium. The coding region runs from base 100 to 681 and encodes 193 amino acids. The record is from RefSeq and is a predicted model, not a curated record. Gene Ontology annotation, cellular component: extracellular region. Gene Ontology annotation, molecular function: lipopolysaccharide binding.